GCCCCAUCUCUCUCUCUCCUUAACCCCUGGAACUCCAUGUAAUUUUCUCCUUUCCACAGUACUACACCUUUGAAUUUUCUGAUCAUCUUGUUGUGUUUUUAAUGAUGUUUCUUGUUUGGAUUUUGAAAGAACAUGUCUCAGAAAACUAAGGUCCAUUUCUUCUUCUUCUUCUUCUUCUGCUGCUGCUGCUUCUCAACAACCAUCUAUAGUUCUUUUUUAUUCUUUAUCAUCAUCAAACACAAGUUGGUACAAGCACUUGAGUGACUAAAAAUCCAAUCUUUUUGGUCAAAAAAGAUGCAGAUCUUGUGACAAAGCAGAAAGCUGUAACAAGUAACAAGAUUUGUAUAUGUUUAUGUAUUAUGGCUGGUCAAGAAAGUGAAGAGAUUAAACCAAGGUCAAUGGUUACAAGUACUGGUUAUUGGUAUUCAGAUCAUACUUCAACACCAAGUAAUAUUCCAAAUCUAGUGAAUCAUCAGUUGCAAAGCUUUGAAACUAAUCCAGAGAUUUACAACUUGACUUCUGGCAUGGAAAUGAUAGGGUUUCCAACAAACAAUCCUCAAGUUAUGUGGAAAGGUAAUUUCUUUAACAAAACUGGUGGUAACAGCACUGGUCCUUCCUCUUCCAAAUCAACAAAUGAACAGUUUUACCAACAUGGUAAUUUUACUACAAGUGAAAAUAUGUUACUAGUUUCACCAACAGAAGAUCAAGCUUGGCAUGAGAAUAACAGAUUACUCGUUGAAGAUCCAUCUUUAAGAUGUGUAUUCCCUUGUGAGGGAAAUGAAAGGCCAAGUCAAGGACUUUCACUUUCUCUUUGUUCAUCAAAUCCAUCUAGUAUUGGUUUGCAAUCUUUUGAACUGAGACAUCAGCAACAAAUAAUUCAAGAUGGUUUUUUGGGAAAAGCAGCUGCAAAUAUUCAACAACAAAAUCAAGGGUAUUAUCAUCAGAUUAAGGACUCAAGAUAUUUAGGUCCUGCUCAGGAGCUCCUGGUUGAAUUCUGUAGUCUUGGAACAAAGCAAAAUGAUCAUUCUUCAGCAAAAGUAUUAAAGCAACAAAAGUCCAACCAAUGGGAAGAUGAGAAUGCUAGUACUUCAAAAAAGCAAACUUUACAGUCCCUUGACCUUUUAGAACUUCAGAAAAGAAAAACAAAGCUGCUUCAAAUGCUUGAAGAGGUGGAUAGAAGAUACAAGCACUAUUGUGAUCAAAUGAAAGCAGUUGUAUCAACAUUUGAAGCAGUGGCUGGAAAUGGAGCAGCAAGAGUUUACUCAACCUUAGCUUCAAAGGCAAUGUCAAGGCAUUUUAGAUGUUUAAGAGAUGGAAUUGUAGGACAAAUUAAGGCCACAAAAAAAGCAAUGGGAGAAAAAGACACAGUUGUUGUUCCUGGUACAACAAGAGGAGAAACACCAAGACUUAGACUUCUUGAUCAAACACUAAGGCAACAAAAGGCUUUUCAACAAAUGAAUAUGAUGGAAACUCAUCCUUGGCGACCUCAACGUGGUUUGCCUGAAAGAUCAGUUUCUGUUCUACGUGCUUGGCUUUUUGAACACUUUCUUCACCCGUACCCAAGUGAUGUUGAUAAACACAUUUUAGCCCGCCAAACUGGUCUUUCAAGAAGCCAGGUGUCUAAUUGGUUCAUUAAUGCAAGGGUAAGGCUAUGGAAGCCAAUGGUAGAAGAAAUGUACUUAGAAGAAACCAAAGAUCAACAAGAGAAUCUUGAAUCUCCAGAUGGAUCUAAAGGGCUUGAUCAUGACAUGAAUGGUAUAAGUGUAGGCAGGCAGAUUAAUCAAAAUCCUCAGUUACACAUUGAAGAUCAAAAGCCAAAUCUUGUAAGAAUAGACUCUGAAUGCAUUUCUUCUAUCAUAAAUCACCCUGAGAAAAAUGACACCACCAACAACAACAACAAGAAUUGUCUUCAAAAUCAUCAUCAAGUUCAUAACUUGCAUAGUUUUGGAAGAGGUGGGGAUCAUUCUUUCGGCGCGAUAGAGCUGGAUUUUUCAUCAUACAAUCAUAACUCAACUGGAGCUAUUGCAUAUGGAAAUGAAAGUGUGCAACAUAAUAUUGGACGGGGUGUGUCUUUGACAUUGGGUUUAAACCAAAAUGGUGGAAGUGGAAUGGGGUUAAGUACAUUUUCACAGGCAUCUCAAAGUUCACUGUUUUAUCCUAGAGAUGAUCAUAUUGAUCAAGAUUGUCAACAAGUUCAAUAUUCACUUUUGGACAGUGAAAAUCAGAAUUUGCCUUAUAGAAAUUUGAUGGGUGCACAGCUGCUUCAUGAUUUGGCUGGUUGAAAAGGAAGAAGAAAUGGUUCUUGAAUUAUACACUUCUUGGGACCUUAUUGGUAAUAGGUAGAUAUUAGUAGUUUAGUACUAGCUAGUAGUUAUAUGGGGUAUACAUUAAAGAAGUGAUUUGCAAUCAUACAAUUAAAAUGGCUACAUUUUGGUUUUAGGUAUUUUGAGACAUGGUUUGUUUCUGUAGCUGGUAAUUGUUGGGAUGCUUGCUUUUUGUGACAUUGGAAGAUAUCUUGGUAAGUGUUACUAUGCAUCCAAAAUUGCCAGUAAUUGAAGCAAAUAUCAGUAUAUAUA
Nicotiana tabacum (common tobacco) is the source of this 2576-nucleotide messenger RNA. RefSeq names its product homeobox protein BEL1 homolog. Gene Ontology annotation, molecular function: DNA binding. The record is from RefSeq and is a predicted model, not a curated record. Lineage: Eukaryota; Viridiplantae; Streptophyta; Magnoliopsida; Solanales; Solanaceae. Gene Ontology annotation, biological process: regulation of DNA-templated transcription.